AUGUCUGAUGUAAUAAAGACAACGAUUCCGGUGCUGUUGCAAGUUACCGUCGCCGAAGAAGAGCUGCAGCGCCUGCAUGUUGAAUCUACAGGCAGUGUUCGCGAGGGAGUUUCCGUGUCGGAGGAUGAUAAUCUGACUGAGGUCGUGAUUUCUGACAGUAACCCUAAUCAUUACAGUUUUGUGUCUAAUAAAUUCACUCACGAAUAUCCUUUAUCCGCACCAACGAAUAAUUCUAUACCUGGUACAGCAACUAACGAAAUUAUGGCCAACUAUGCAGAUAUUGUAGAGAAAGCUAAAUCAGCUUUCAACAAUAACCAAACAAAAUCAUUACAUCUCAGAAAACAUCACCUUAGGCAACUUCUGAAGCUUUUAAAUGAAAAUUCUUCAGACUUACAAAUAGCCCUAGCUUCUGAUUUAAGAAAGAGCAAGCAAGAAGCAGUGUUGUUUGAAAUUGAAUAUUUAAAAAAUGAUAUCAUCAACGCUCUAGGCUCACUAGAAUCCUGGAUGAAAACUGAAAGGCCUGAUAAACCAUUGAUUAAUAUAAUGGAUGAUGUAUUAAUACAUAAAGAUCCAUACGGAGUUGUAUUGGUAAUGGGAGCUUGGAAUUACCCAUUACAGCUAACUUUGUUACCCGUAGUUGGUGCAAUAGCUGCUGGGAAUAGUGUCGUUAUAAAGCCUUCUGAAAUAGCUCCAGCUACUGCAAAACUCAUUGCUGAGCUAAUACCAAAAUAUCUCAACAGAGAUGCUUUUCCAGUUAUUUUAGGAGGUGUAGAAGAAACAACUCUAUUACUUAAACAAAGAUUUGAUUAUAUUUUCUAUACAGGAUCAACAUCUGUAGGCAAAAUAGUUAGAGCUGCUGCAAAUGAAUACUUGACACCUGUUACAUUGGAAUUAGGUGGUAAAAGCCCUUUGUAUAUAGACGGUACUGUUAAUAUGGAUAUUGCUGUUAAGCGUAUAAUUUGGGGAAAAUGCAUUAAUGCUGGACAAACAUGUAUUGCUCCAGACUAUGUUUUGUGUACACGUCAAGUUCAAAAUACAUUUGUGGAGAAAGCUAAACAACUAUUAAAAGCCUGGUAUACUGAUGAUCCAAAAAAUUCUCCAGAUUUUUGUAGAAUAGUUUCAGAAAAACAUUUUGUGAGAUUAUUAGACUUGAUGACUAAUAGCGGAUCAAUUGCAGUUGGUGGUAGACAUGAUAAAAAAGAUCUCUAUAUCGAACCAACAAUAUUGACUGAUGUGAAACCUACAGAUCCCAUAAUGAAAGAAGAAAUUUUUGGUCCAAUUUUACCAAUUAUAAUUGUGGAUAAUGCUUAUGAUGCUAUAAGUUAUAUUAACAGCAGGAGUAAACCAUUAACGUUAUAUGUAUUCUCUUCCGACCAAGAAAUGCAGAAUUUAUUUAUGAGACAAACUUCUAGUGGAUCAUUUUGUGUAAAUGACACCGUUAGUCAUUAUGCUGUUGAAAAUCUACCAUUUGGAGGAGUUGGUCUUAGUGGAAUGGGAGCUUACCAUGGAAAACAUACAUUUGAUACAUUCACGCACCGUAAAAGCUGUUUGGUUCAAGAUUUCAACAUCAUAGGAGAAUCCUUUUCUUCAGCAAAAUAUCCACCAUACUCUGACAAGAAACUGAGCAUAGUAUCUUUUUUGAUGAAGAAGAAACCAAGCAUUAAUUUCAAAUUUCUGCCAUAUUUGUUUGUAUUGGUCUUGGGGUGGUGCAACUUUUGCAUUCAAGUAUUUAAAUAA
Messenger RNA from Macrosiphum euphorbiae (potato aphid), 1737 nucleotides. The record is from the annotation of a GenBank genome assembly. NCBI's taxonomy places the organism in Eukaryota, Metazoa, Arthropoda, Insecta, Hemiptera, Aphididae.